UUGAGUCGGUAUUAUCAUUCCCUGGUAAUAAAUAGGGGCAGACCUCGUGAAUUCCCUCGAAACGACGGGGGGAGAGAGAGAGAGAGAGAGAGAUUCCCGAAAUCUAAAAGAGCAUAAACCCUCUCUCUUUCUGCUGAUCGUUUAGUUUUUCUUUUCAAUUUCCCUCUUUCUUUACUCUCUUCUCUGCAGCCCGUCUACCUCCUCCCCCGAUCUUCUUUCAUUCCUCAGGAGGAGAUGGUCUUCUGGGUUUUUGGCUAUGGUUCACUGGUGUGGAACCCCGGAUUUCAGUAUGACGACAAAAUCAUAGGCUUCGUCAAGGAUUGCAGGCGUGUAUUUGAUCUUGCGUGCAUUGAUCACAGAGGUACACCUGAUCGUCCUGCAAGGACUUGCACUUUGGAAUUUGUUGAAGGGGCCGUUUGCUGGGGUGCUGCUUAUUGUGUUCGUGGAGGACCUGAAAGGGAAAGACUGGCAAUAGAGUAUUUGGAGCGGAGAGAAUGCGAAUAUGACAAGAAAUCCCUUGUAGACUUUUACAAGGAAGGGGAAACUUCACAGCCUGCUUUAACAGGAGUGAUAGUUUUCACUUCUACUCCCGAUAAAAUAUCAAACAAGUACUAUUUGGGGCCUGCCCCCUUGGAGGAAAUGGCUAGGCAAAUUGCAACAGCAUAUGGACCUUGUGGGAACAAUAGGGAUUACCUGUUCCUGCUAGAGAAGGCCUUGUUUAAUAUUGGUCACGAGGAUGACAUGGUGAUCGAGCUGGCAAAUGAAGUGAGGAAGGUACUAGGAAUUGUAGGAAAAGGGAUUCCCAAGGAGAAGAAGCUGGCAGGUCCAUCCCAUAUUGCACUCAAAUCCAAUAUGCCAGCCCUUCAACUGCGUCUACUUCCAGAAGCUGUUGCUCUGGAUUCGUAAAAUCGACAUGAAACAUGAAACUGAGCUCCGCUAACUUGAUUAACACUCCUGGAAAGUUUCCGUUGGCCUCUCUUUCCCACUAUUAGAAUUUCUUUUUUCUAUUUUUUGUUUGGUUUUUAGCCCCUUUCUCUAGGCUUCGUUUAAGAUGAGUUUGAAUGGUGCCAAAAAAUUGGCAUCUUUAUGGAACAGAUAGCAGAUUGAAAUACUUAAUUGUUGCUUAGCCAAAAGGUAGAUGCUAAUGUUACUUACAGGCUAACAGCUCCAACAAUCUUUAAUGUUAACAGCCACGAGGCAAUCAUCACUCUUCGUGGUUUCUUUCA
Messenger RNA from Ricinus communis (castor bean), 1226 nucleotides. Its product is annotated as gamma-glutamylcyclotransferase 2-1. Gene Ontology annotation, cellular component: cytoplasm. The coding region runs from base 235 to 906 and encodes 223 amino acids. The transcript is spliced from 9 exons. NCBI's taxonomy places the organism in Eukaryota, Viridiplantae, Streptophyta, Magnoliopsida, Malpighiales, Euphorbiaceae. Gene Ontology annotation, molecular function: gamma-glutamylcyclotransferase activity; glutathione specific gamma-glutamylcyclotransferase activity. The record is from RefSeq and is a predicted model, not a curated record. Gene Ontology annotation, biological process: glutathione catabolic process.